AGGUUUUGAAUAUUUAGAGCAUUAUGAGAAGAAGCAACCGAAGUUUAAUUAUUGAUCUAUACCUAACACCAAACCAAUAUAUAUAUAUAUAUAUAUGUAAAUGAUAGAAGCAUGCACUGCAAGGUAGUGAAUAUCUACAAUUGGCUAAAAUGCCGCUACCCACAAUAUUUUCUUUUGCGAUCCUCUUAUUCCUCUCUAUUGUCAUUUUGCGUCCCAUUUUUUCGAAAUUACUAUCAAAAAGUACCCAUAACCAUGGCCAUUGUCCCCCGUCCCCGCUGGCUUUGCCCGUAAUAGGCCAUCUCCAUCUCCUAAGUCCGAAUAUUCAUCGUAGUUUUCACAAAUUAUAUUGCCGUUAUGGUCCUCUAUAUCAACUUUAUAUCGGACGUCAAUUAUGUUUUGUAGCUUCCACACCUCAACUAGCAAAAGAAUUCCUCAAAAAUAACGAACUCGUCUUUUCAUCACGCGAAUGUUCACCCGCUGUGACACUACUAACGUACGAUGUUUCUUUGGCAUUUUCGCCCGUGGGGUCCUACUGGAAAUUCAUUAAGAAAUUAUGCACUAGUGAGCUCUUGAGCACGCAUAAUCUCAACAAUUUCAGGCCCCUUAGGGCUAUAGAAGUAAGGAGAUUUGUACAAACUUUGAUGAAUAAUGCGGAAAAUGGCGAUACGGUGAAUUUGACGAAGGAAUUGUUGAAAUUGACGAGCAAUAUUAUUUCAAGGAUGAUGAUGAGUUCUCGGUGUUCGGACAACGCUAAGGAAGCUGAGGAGGUAAUACAAGUUGUGACUGAAGUGACGGAGAUUUUUGGAACGUUUGAUGUUGCUGAUGUUAUAGGAUUUGGUGGGAGGUUUGAUUUUCAAGGGAUAAAGAAGAGGGCACGAAAUACUCAUAGAAAAUAUGAUGCUUUGCUUGAGAAGUUUAUAACCGGAAGGAAAAUGUUAAGAAAUAGCAGGAAAGUGGAAGAAUUAAAAGAUGAUGGUAAGGACUUGCUGGAUUUGUUGCUUGAUAUUAUGGAGAGUGAGACAUCUGACGUUAAAAUAACGGAAGAUCACAUAAAGGCAUUGAUCCUGGAUUUCCUCACUGCUGCAACAGAUACAACCGCAAUUACUGUAGAAUGGGCUAUAGCAGAGCUGACCAACAAUCCAAGAGUCCUCAAAAAAGCCCAACAAGAGAUUGAUAAAGUCGUGGGAAAGCAACGAAUAGUAGGAGAACUAGACGGCCCAAAUCUUCCAUACAUUCAAGCAAUUAUUAAUGAAACAUUUCGUCUUCAUCCACCCAUUCCUUUACUAAUAAGAAAAUCAGUUGAAGAUUGCAAUGUGGAAGGAUACCAAAUUCCUAAUGGAUCUCUAUUGUUUGUGAACAUUUGGUCCAUUGGGAGAAACCCAAAGUAUUGGGAGAACCCAAUGGAGUUUAGGCCCGAAAGAUUUAUGGAGCCUAUAAAGGGAGGCGCAAUAGAUGCAAAAGGCCAUUGCUUUGAGUUAUUGCCCUUUGGGACUGAAAGAAGGGGUUGUCCUGGGUCGCCUCUAGCCCUGAGAGAGUUACAUGUUGUGCUUUCAACUAUGAUUCAGUGUUUCGAGUGGAAAGCAUUGGAUUCGAGUGGAGAGGUAAUAGUUAAUGGAGUUGACGUGACUGAACGACCUGGACUAACAGCUCCAAGAAUCAACAAUAUGACGUGCCUUUUGCAACCACGAGUUGAUCUGUCUCAUAUGAUUCAUGAAUCGUCAUCUCUGAAUUAAUGCAUGGUAUCACGCCAUGCAUAGUUCGUGAGUUUAACUCUCAAAAAGAUAACAUCAUCAAGACAAUUUUCAUGUACUUGGCACAUGAAAAGGAUUCGGAUCGGGCCAAAGAUAUUAAGUAUAAAUAAAAAAUGUAUCAUCUCUAGCAGGUUAAGAUUUUUCUUUAAAAAUCAAACUCCCCCCUCAACUAUGAAAAAUAGAUAUUCUCCCACCCUCCUCCCCCC
Lycium barbarum (goji berry) is the source of this 1957-nucleotide messenger RNA. Its product is annotated as cytochrome P450 93B2-like. The coding region runs from base 150 to 1733 and encodes 527 amino acids. The transcript is spliced from 2 exons. The record is from RefSeq and is a predicted model, not a curated record. Gene Ontology annotation, molecular function: iron ion binding; monooxygenase activity; heme binding. NCBI's taxonomy places the organism in Eukaryota, Viridiplantae, Streptophyta, Magnoliopsida, Solanales, Solanaceae.